AUGGCCCCUGGAGCAGCCGCCCCCCCCCCCUUCCAUGGGGAUGGCGGGGAGAAGGGGGGGAAGCUUGGAGGUCCAGGGGGAGGCAGGAGGGGAUCUGCAGCCCCAGGUCCCCCACCCUUCUCCUACCCCCCCCUGCUGCGGGUACAGCAGUGGGGGGGAGGGGAUUUGCCAUCCCCCUGCUGCGGUUGCGGCAGUGGGGGGAGGGGACCUGCAGCACCAGCCCCCCCCCCCCCCCCCCCCCCCCUCCUCUCCGCCCUUUCCUCCUCUCCCUCCCCCUGCUGCGGGUGCAGCAGUGGGGGGGAGGGGAUCUGCCAUCCCCCUGGUUCGGAUGCGGCAGUGGGGGGAGGGGACCUGCAGCACCUGCCUGCCCCCCCCCCCCCCCCGCCUCCCCCCCCCCCCCCCUCCCCCCAUCUCUCUGCUGCGGGUGCAGCAGUGGGGGAGGGUAUGGGGGUGGCGGGUGUGGCCAACCCGCCGGCCCUGCUGCGCCCCGCGCGCCCUGCUGCCCUGUGCGCCCCGUGCGCCCUGCUGCCCUGCUGCCCUGUGCGCCCCGCGCGCCCUGCAGCCCUGUGCGCCCCGUGCGCCCUGCUGCCCUGCUGCCCUGUGCGCCCCGUGCAGCAGUGGGGGAGGGUAUGGGGGUGA
This is a messenger RNA of Closterium sp. Naga37s-1, 639 nucleotides long. The record is from the annotation of a GenBank genome assembly. Lineage: Eukaryota; Viridiplantae; Streptophyta; Zygnematophyceae; Desmidiales; Closteriaceae.